Lactuca virosa is the source of this 264-nucleotide messenger RNA. The record is from the annotation of a GenBank genome assembly. NCBI's taxonomy places the organism in Eukaryota, Viridiplantae, Streptophyta, Magnoliopsida, Asterales, Asteraceae.
AUGACACAACAACGGAAGAAGGUGGAGAAGGAGAGUACGCCGGAGAGCAGCUCGCUCACGGUCCGUGCGACGACGAUGCUCGCGGUUCCCUCCUCCAUCUUUGGCGGCUCCAACGGCGCACCAACAUUUCCGGCAGCAGCGACGGACUUCGUCAUCACAUGCAAAGGGAACGUCGGCGGCGCAAGAUGGUGGUUUGGUAAUGCUCGUCGACAAGGCAGCAGGCGGAACCGGGCUGCCGGGCUCGGUGAUGUAACCGGUGGCUGA